Messenger RNA from Cimex lectularius (bed bug), 764 nucleotides. RefSeq lists its product as uncharacterized. Gene Ontology annotation, molecular function: serine-type endopeptidase activity. The transcript has 2 exons. NCBI's taxonomy places the organism in Eukaryota, Metazoa, Arthropoda, Insecta, Hemiptera, Cimicidae. The record is from RefSeq and is a predicted model, not a curated record. Bases 21 to 710 code for a protein of 229 amino acids. Gene Ontology annotation, biological process: proteolysis.
AUUGUUUUAUUUGUGGAAAAAUGUAUGGAGGCGUAAGCAUACCGUUUAGUUACAUCCUCGCAGUGGAAGUUGCAAACAUUACUCAAGGUUGUACAGGAAUCGCGAUUAAUUCGUACAAGGCGAUGACAGCGCAAAACUGCAUUGUGAACUACGCCACAGAUAGCUUCUACAGUCCCGAGACAAUCAAAUUGUGCUCGAACGACACCACAUGCCGACCCGUGACGAAGACGUACCUUCACCCGAACUCUAGAAAAACACCUUUAAUCAUGUGUAUCCUUCAAACGGAGAGUAAACUACCCUCUUUCAUUGGCUUUCUCGGGGGUUUUCUUGAGACAAGAUGCGAUAUUCACACGUAUGGCAAGUCUGAAAGCGGGAAGAGAGAAAGAAAAUCAUUAAUAUUGGAUCCGGUCUCGUUGUGUUACACGGAAGACAAAUCAUACGAGUGCGUUAAAUUAGCCAAAAAUUCGAAUUUGUGCAGUACCGACAUCGGCGGCGGGAUCAUAUGCGACGGCAGUCUGGUCGGUAUUCUCGUAAAGACAACGCCAGAAAAAGAAUGCGACGCAGCUAUAAACGAACAAAUGAAAGGACUGUUUUCAAAACUAACAGCAUCAAGAAGUUGGAUUGAAAUAACAGCUCAAGUAUACGUAAACAGAGUUUUGAUAUGCCAGUACUGUCAAUUCAAUAUUUUCGACGGAAGACUGUUUUGGUAGUGGAUACAAAACGCUAAUGUGUAUACAUUUUUUUUUUUGUGCAUUCAUUUAUAU